UUCCUCCCGGCGAAGAUGGCGGCUCCCUUAACUCUGGUUUUAAUUGUAGCUGUAACAAUUAGAGCCGUGCUCUUCAGAUCGAGUUUGGCAGAUCUUAUAUCGGAGCGAGUGGAAGUAGUAUCUCCCUUAAAUGCCUGGAAAAGAGUUGUGGAGGGCCUAGCUCUUCUGGACUUGGGAGUGUCGCCGUACUCGGGGGAUGUGUUUCACGAAACACCUCUUAUCAUAUACCUCUUUCACUUUGUCAUUGACUAUGCUGAUAUUGUGUUCAUGAUAGCUGAUGGGAUCACAGCCGUGGCACUCUACUUGGCUGUCCAGGACUAUAACAAGGCUGUGUUCAGGAAACAGAAGUUUGCUCUGGAGGCUGACCGCUACCCCCACGACUGCAUAGAGCUCAUCCGCACUCCUAAACAGAUGCACUACAUCCCGCUCAAAGUGGCUCUGUUUUACCUGUUGAACCCAUUCACUGUACUUUCAUGCGUGGCCAAGUCGACCUGUGGGCUCAACAAUGCCGUCAUCGCACUCUUCAUCCUGUGUACAGUAAAAGGAAGUGCCUUAUUGAGUGCGAUUUUCUUGGCCUUGGCCACAUACCAGUCCAUCUACCCUCUCACGCUGUUUGCCCCGGCACUCCUGUACCUGCUACAGAGACUCUACAUCCCUGUGAAUCUGCGCAGGCCCAGUUUCUGGUUCUUCACGUUGCAGUACGCGGUCAUGUUCCUGGGAAGUCUGUGUGUCAUCGUCUGUCUGUCCUUCUUCCUGCUCAGUUCCUGGGACUUCAUCCCCUCUGUAUACGGAUUCAUUCUGUCAGUGCCAGACCUCACCCCCAACAUUGGCCUGUUCUGGUACUUCUUCGCAGAGAUGUUCGAGCACUUCCGCCUCUUCUUCAUCUGCGUCUUCCAAAUCAACAUCUUCUUCUACACCAUUCCGCUCUCCAUCAAGCUGAAGGAGCAUCCAGUCUUUCUGAUAUUCAUGCAGAUCGCCAUCAUCUCAAUCUUCAAGUCCUACCCUACGGUGGGCGACAUCGCUCUCUACAUGGCCUUCCUGCCGGUCUGGAACCACCUGUACAGAUUCCUGAGGAACAUCUUCCUGGUGUCCUGCGUGCUUCUGGCUUGCUCCGCCCUCUUCCCCGUCCUUUGGCACCUAUGGAUCUACGCUGGGAGCGCCAAUUCCAACUUCUACUACGCCAUCACACUGCUUUUCAAUGUGGCACAGAUCCUGCUGGUGUCGGAUUACUUCUACGCCUACCUUCGGCGCGAGCACCACCUGACCCACGGCCUGUACCUGAAAAAGAAGGACGGCAGCGAGGCCACCCUGGUGCUGAAGUAGAUCUGUGUGUGGGAGGGGUCCUGGAGGCAGUGGGGGUGGGGUGACCCCGUAAGAUCACCAUGCUUUAUUUGAUUGAGUUUUUUUUUAUUUAUGUGAGAGCUGUUUAUUUCGUUUUGUUUUGCGGACGCAGUCCUUGCGGACCAAAGUCUGAGCAUUUUGAAGGUACUCCUGAUGGGAAAGCUGCGAGGUGUAGCAGCCCGGGAGAGAUUCUGCAGGAUUCCUGUCCUUGCUCAGACACCAGGAGUGUGGCCAGGGGGUGUGCAGGAUCUGUUGGCUCUCUGCUUUAUUUUUGCAUUUUCACUAUGAUUUCAGAGAGGACCAACUCUCACUCCCUCAGCCUAUCAGCACGUGCAGCCCAACAACAUUGUGUCCUUCACACAAAUCAGAACACUGCUGCAGUUCUAGCCUUAUCCUGCAGAGGGCAGCAUGUGAAUGUGUGUCAGAAUGUUGUAUGUCUGGCUGAAAUUACUAAAGCAGAAAGCAGGCAAAGAAAACACAACUUUGGAAGUAAGAUAUAUUUGGCAUGAUUAAAGCUAGACAUUAUUUCACCCACAUUGCCAAAGUCUGGUGAUGCUCUUUGCAUUUGUGAAUGUGAAACAGUUUUUGAUCCAUGUCUUGUUUUUCUCACUUUUUUUUUCACUGAAGUUGCCAUUAUUUUGAUUGAUAAGGGAAGUCAUAUGUACAUUAUGUAUUUAAUACCAUUUCUAAGGUACUCAUGUACUUCAACACUUGCAUUGAAACACUUAAACUUUUUUACGGUAUUAACAGAGGACAUCUGGAAAAUAGAAAAUAUUUGAGGGAAAAUAUUCGGUGUGUCAGUGAGAGCAGAUGGCAGUGAACUCAAAGGAUGUACAACUCUAACAAUGUACAGGAACACUUGUUUAGAUUUAUGUUGCCAAGUUGUAUGAAAUUUUCAUUUUAUAUACAAGGCAUUUAGAGUCGUGUGCCAGGAAUGAUAUUUUGAUUGAAUGGUCAGUGAGUGAAAUGCAGUGGUUUGCAUUUCUGGAGGGUAUUUUUUUACCUCUCCUCCCAGCCUCUAGCAUUGGGUUCGCCUGUUGUGCUGUUCUGCUGGGCUCCCAUGUAAUACCCCACCUCCAUGGCUGUGCUGUGCAGGGGUGGUGCAAGGGGUGAGGCUUACCCCUCGGUGCAGGCCCCCAGGAACAUUCAGUAGGAAAAAAAACAGCCUUCAGAGCCUGAGAACCCACAGUAACCCAGCGGUCAGCAGAUUUCCGGCAUCCCUAACCCGUCUACAUCAGGCACGGUUACAGGACUAGAACAGAGGACAUGACAAGGAUAACAGCAUUUAUUCUUUCAGCACUUCCACUUUAACCACUUCCUCCAACCAGGAAAGCAGCACCUUUUCAAUAUAGCCACGUGACCCACUGUCUCGAAUGUGCAGCAAUGGGGCUGCACGGGAUUUGGAUUUCAAUAGAUCGUUCCCUUACACCUGUUCUUUUUUCUUACAUAUACAAGAGCUUGAACUAAGAAUAUUUUCUGCAUUUGGGGAUUUAAAACUGGAUUGAUAUCAUGAAACUGUACGGUUUCCCUAAAGCGGGUGUGUUCAUAAAGAACUGCACUGACUGUGUGUUUAUAGUGGUAUUGCAGGGAAAUGGCCCUUUCCCUUGGUCAUAUCUUGCCUGACAGCAAAUGGUGUUUGAGGAACAGUGUUUGAAUCAGUUUUCACUCGUCUCUGAAAACCCAUGCUAGUCUAUUUCGGGGGGGAAAAACACCACUCGGCACGAACACUACAAUGUUUAUUAAAACAAAGAAUAUGCAUUUAAGGUAAGUCACAUGAAGUGAACAGUGUCUUUUUGUUCAUGGGAUGGUAGUGUUGCAGUUGGCUCUCAAGAUUUUUUUUUUUUGGAAUUUCAAGUGACAAACUAUUUUGAGUUAAAUAACUGAGGAACUAAAAUAUUAACGUAAAUCAUUACGGACUUCUUCCAGAAAGAACUAGACAUGUCUUGUCAUGUGGAGUGGUUUACUCUUGCCAAAUACAGUCUGGGCAUGAACUAAGAAACUAGCUUGUCAUUUGGAAUUCUGGGCAGAGAGGAUUUUUUUUAAUUGCCACAGGUCAGGAUAUUUCCUCAGAAUAACUCCUCUGGAAUAAUGUAAACUACUACCAUUAUUGUAUAUUCUAUUCUUAUGUUUGAUUUCUCCAUUACUUUUGUUGUACUUUUUAUUUUAAGAGAAAUUGAGCCAUUGGGGAA
Megalops cyprinoides (Indo-Pacific tarpon) is the source of this 3530-nucleotide messenger RNA. It is a transcript of the gene pigu, whose product is annotated as phosphatidylinositol glycan anchor biosynthesis, class U. NCBI's taxonomy places the organism in Eukaryota, Metazoa, Chordata, Actinopteri, Elopiformes, Megalopidae. The record is from RefSeq and is a predicted model, not a curated record. The transcript is spliced from 12 exons. Bases 16 to 1323 code for a protein of 435 amino acids. Gene Ontology annotation, cellular component: membrane; GPI-anchor transamidase complex. Gene Ontology annotation, biological process: protein localization to cell surface; attachment of GPI anchor to protein.